Fomitiporia mediterranea MF3/22 is the source of this 495-nucleotide messenger RNA. RefSeq lists its product as uncharacterized. The record is from RefSeq and is a predicted model, not a curated record. NCBI's taxonomy places the organism in Eukaryota, Fungi, Basidiomycota, Agaricomycetes, Hymenochaetales, Hymenochaetaceae. The transcript has 3 exons. The coding region runs from base 1 to 495 and encodes 164 amino acids.
AUGGCGCUUCCUCCAAUUGCUUGGCGUCGCGGACAUCCGGGUUGGUUGAUCAUGCAUGGGCAUAUCGUGAAGGUGAAAGAGGCUGUGGGAGACUUUAUCGUAUCUUACUACUUUAGUCUUCGAACUUCAUUACCAUCACAAACAGAAUGGACCUACAAGUUCUAUUUUCCAUUCUACAUUGCAACGACGGUGCCGUACUGCCCGCCAUGUUGCCGUCGGGAGAUCCAGAAUUAUGGAUAUCAACAUUCUCUUCUGCUGAUUAAGCGCCUCUUUGGGUGUUCUCUACCAACUGUUGCGCUUUCCAUCCGAGAACACCGAACAGCAUACGAGGGUGGUCUGCAUCAAAUUUCCUUCUUUGAAUACACGGUCACUUUGCUACGCUACCUUACCACUUGUCUGGUCCUACGGCUGGUAUGGAUGGUCGUCAAGCUUUCUGUCUUGCGUCGGUCAUUCGCGGUGAUGAUUAUGAGUAUUUUAAACCCGGUGGCGAAUUAG